AUUUGAUCCAAGUCAAGUUUCUUCAAAGCUGGCAGACAGAUUUUUGCAACAGUUUUGUUGGUUCUUGCAGUCGACAUGACGUCACUGCGGACAUUUAAACACUCAGCAAAGGGCCACAAUUACCCUUCGUGCUAUGCAGAAUACUGGAUGUCUGGUGCGAACAAUUAGAUUACUAUGCGCUCAAAGAUGAAUGCAGCAGCUUCAGUCAACGCGACAUCUUCCCUGUGCCCAGGCCAAGAUGAGAAUGCCUCAUGGAUAAGCGUCUCUGUGUGCUGGGCUGACUAUCUGAGCUGCAUCCCCCAUCUCGCCUUUGCCAUCCUCUCCUCCCUCCUCCUCCUCCUUUACGGAUGCUGCCCGGGACUGAGACGGGCCAAGACUCCUUACACCCUCCACUACCCCUUCCACCACCUCCGCUGGCUCCUGCUCUUUGCCGUCCUUGUGGCGCUGACAUUUUUCGUCCAGGAGGGUGUGCUGUCGCACCUGAAGUCCCAGCCCGGCACUGGGACGCAUCCCCACCUCUACCUGCCGGCUGGCUGUGCCUGGCUCGCUGCUGCUCUGGCCUGCGUGUUGUACCAUCACUCGGAAGCUUGGCUCCAGCCCGGGUUUGCCUGGUUGCUGCUGGCAUACUGGGGGUCUGCCCUGGCUGGUGAGAGUAUCCGCUUAGCCAGCUGGAUGGAAGACCCAGACAACAUCGACAUCAGAAUCGUCCGCUUUGAUGCAAUAGUAUUUAUGGUUUCUUCGUCUGCAGUAUUAUUUCUGGUUGAGUUAUGUGCAAUCGUAGUGACAUGUCUGAGACCUUCCAAACACAAGAGCCUACCAGCCGAUCUGCUGAAGCCAGACAUGAAGUAUUAUAUGAGGUACGUGAGUUUCCCCUCACGGAUGUUGUUCACUUGGCAAGGUUGGCUGUUACGCGUGGGUUACCAGCACCCUCUGGAGAACAGUGACUUGGGCAGCUUGCCAGAAAUGAGUACGUCCCGCUCCAAUGAGAGGAACUUUGAGUGGUAUCUGCAGAAAGAAAAGGAAAGAGCUGCAAAGCUGGGGGGUCCCGAGCACUUCUCCCUCUACCGAGUCCUCUUCAGGGCCUAUCUUGGCUGGCACGUUGCAGCGUUCCUCCUGAAGUUCACAGCCGACUCCCUCCACUUCGUCGUCCCGCUGACGGUCGGGGGCAUCGUCUCCUACGCGACAGUGCUGUUCUACGACGAGGGAGAAGCAUCAGAUGGCCUGUCAGAGUUUGUCACCGUCAGUGAGUUUUUCCAGAAUGGCUUUGUGCUGCUCUUUCUCAUGGGCGUCGUGGGGCUGCUGCGGCUCUUGCUGCUGCAUUCCAACUACCACGCCUUGAUCGUCUCCAGUGUCCAUCUCAGAGUCGGUGUGCAGGCUGCUGUGUACAACAAGUCCCUGCGUCUGUCUAGCUGGACGGUCACCAGCGGAGCCAUGACUACCGGGCAGAUCACCAACUUGAUGUCCGUCGACUCCUUGAACCUCAUGAUGUUCUACCAGUAUGGACAAUACGCCUACUCCUUGCCCAUCAUGAUCACCGUGUUGAUGGCCAUGAUGGUCCACCUUCUGGGCGUGGCCGCCCUCAUAGCGUCGCUGUGCUUCAUCGUUGCUAUCCCAAUCCAGUACAAGCUGGCCCAGAUCCAGGCCAGAGUCCAAAAACAUGCGCUGAAAAUUUCAGACGAGCGGCUGAAGCAGACCCACGAGAUGCUGCAGGGGAUGAAGCUCAUUAAGCUGUAUGGUUGGGAGAACAUCUUUUGCAGCGCCAUCGCCAGCGUGCGGCGCAGGGAGAUUAGGAAGCUGAUGAAAGCCGUCAUCUUCUACUGCAUCGCGAUUCUGACGAGCUACUUUGUUCCUGCAUUUGUCACCCUCUUGAGCUUUCUUCUCUUCAUGUCUUUCACUGGAUCCUCACUGACGCCAGCCAUAGCCUUCACAACCCUCACCAUCGUCAAUCAGCUCAGGUUCCCAGUCAGGAUGUUUGCCAUGAUGAUCCGGUACAUCAUCAACAAUCAUGUCAGCGUGCAGAGGCUCAACAAGUUCUUCACUGCCAGGGAGAUCGAGAGGGAGGAAGGGGGCGGAGACUUCUUUUUGGAGGAGGACGGAGACAGCACCUUCGACCCAGAGAAAGAAACAGAGAUCCUAAACCACAACGACCUUCCUGAGGUUGAAAUACAAGUGGGGACACAUGGCAAGGCCAAGUUUCACAGAAUUCCCAGCCUGGAGGGGGAGGCAGCGAAUAGCAGAACAGACCCCGUAGGGGUCAUUCCGAGGGACGGCACAGAUUAUGUGGCACUGACGUCCGAACCAGAGGAAACUACAGAUGCCGUCCGGCCAGCGCUGCCAGAUGAUGUCGCCAUCAAGAUUAAGAAUGGCAGCUUUUCCUGGGAUCCAGACUCAAGGGCAAGCAUGUUAUCCGACAUCGACGUCGAGUUUCCCGCAGGGUCCUUGACUAUGAUAGUCGGCCAGGUCGGCAUGGGCAAGUCUUCCUUGCUGUCCGCCAUACUGGGUGAGAUGCACACCACGUCUGGCUAUGUCCAGUUCAACAGGAAACGGAGAGGGAUCGCGUACUCCGCCCAACGGGCGUGGCUCCUGAACGCGUCACUCAGGGACAACAUUCUGUUUGGCCAAGAGUUUGAAGAAGACAAAUACCAGGCGGUAGUGUCGGCCUGCUCCCUGCAGCCAGACAUCGACAUCCUGCCUGCCAGGGAUCAGACGGAGAUUGGAGAGAAGGGAAUCAAUCUGAGUGGAGGGCAGAAGCAACGAGUCAGCGUAGCCAGGGCCAUGUACAGCCACAACGACCUUGUCAUAUUGGAUGAUCCCCUGUCGGCUCUUGAUGUCCACGUUGGGAGUCAGCUCUUCCAAGACGGCAUCGUUGACCUGCUGCUGGGUGGCAAGCGCACAGUGGUCCUCGUCACGCAUCAGCUGCAGUACAUGAAAUACGCCCACAAGGUCUUGGUAAUGAAGGAUGGGCGCGUCAGCCUCCAGGGCACGCCCAACGAGGUCUGGGUGGCAGACCCCGAUCUCCAGAUCACCUCCAGGCACCUGGCCGAGGCCGCCAGCAGGUCGGAGGCAGAGACAGGGGAUGAGGAGGCAGAGAAGGAGCGGCAGAUGCUGCUGAAGCUGGUGGAGGAGAAAAAGAAAGAGGAAGAAAGAGGCAAUGUGUCAGAGGAGGAAGGCCGGUUGAUCGAGAAGGAGGAACGCAACACAGGCACCAUCUCCUGGACGGUGAUCGUCUUCUAUCUGCGGGCCAUGAAGUACCCGCUGGCCUGCUCCGUCAUGGCGCUGACCCUCCUCCAGCACGGCCUGAUGGUGGCCACCGACUUUUGGCUGUCCCGCUGGUCGGAGGCCGGCAAAAGAAUGGCCCUGGAUAAUGUCACUGAGGAAGAGAGCCAAAGCCUGCAGCAGUUCUACGUCUACAGCUACACGAGCAUGAUUCUCGCUGCCUCCCUGGUGUCCUUCAUCGCCACGCUGAUGCUCUUCCUAUCAGGCAUGGUGGCUGCCAAGCACCUGCACACGGGCAUGCUCCGCGUCAUCUCUAAGGCCCCCAUGCGCUUCUUUGACACCACGCCGGUGGGCCGGAUCCUGAAUCGUUUCUCAGGGGACACCAAUGUCGUCGAUGCGGCCUUGAUCAACAAUGUCUGGUUCUUCCUGGAGUCCACUUUCAGGUGUCUGACAGCGAUCAUCGUCAACAGCAUAGUCAGCCCCAUCUUCAUCGUCAUCAUGUUGCCAGUCUUCAUCUGCUAUUUCAUCCUGCAGCGCUACUUCAUCACAACCUCCAGGGAACUUCAGCGACUGGACAGCAUCAGCAAGUCACCAAUCUACGCUCAUUUUUCAGAGAGUUUGUCCGGACUGCCAACCAUCCGUGCAUACAGAGAUGAGAAGAGGUUCAAGAACUAUCUCUUAGAUGCUAUCGAUCAGAACACCAUAGCUGUCCUCUAUGCAAAUACCUGCAAUCGCUGGCUAGGAGUACGCUUGGAUGCCGUGGGGAACCUGUGUGUUUUUCUAGCUGGUCUGACUUCACUCACUGUGUCAGUGACCUCCGAACUUGAACCCAGCUAUGUGGGACUUGCCUUGGCAUAUGCAUUGGCAGCUGCCAAUUACCUGAAUUGGUUCAUUCGUCACACGUCGCUGAUCGAAACGCAGAUGAACGCCAUUGAAAGGAUGAAGUACUACAGUGAAAUCCCAACAGAAAAUUACAAAGGUAAAUUGCCCAAGCCUGAGUGGCCAGACUGGGGAGCAGUUUCGGUCAAUAACAUAUCUGUGCGCUACGCCGAGAAACUGGAACCUGUACUUCAGAAUAUCUCUCUGGAUAUACAGCCGGGCCAGAAGAUUGGUAUAUGUGGGCGGACGGGAAGCGGCAAGUCUUCCCUCACGCUAGCCCUGUUCAGAAUCGUUGACACUUUCAAAGGUAAAAUAUUAAUUGACAGUGUUGACAUCGCCUCUUUACCAUUGGAUCAUCUUCGACUGAAACUUUCCAUCAUUCCUCAAGACCCCAUCCUGUUCAGUGGCUCCAUCAGGUUCAACCUGGACCCUCACGGUAAAUGCAGCGAGGAGGAACUGUGGACGGCACUGGACAUUGCCCAGCUCAAGACAGUGGUGACUGAGCUGGACGCGGGCCUAGACUCUCAGGUUGCCGAGGGCGGAGACAACUUCAGCAUGGGGCAGCGUCAGCUGUUCUGCCUGGCUCGGGCCUUCCUCAGGAAAUCCCGGAUCCUCAUUCUGGAUGAGGCCACCGCCUCUAUCGACAUGGAAACGGACGACAUUGUACAGAAAGUCCUGGCCGAGGAGUUCAGUGACCGCACUGUUCUUGUGAUAGCUCACCGUGUGACAACCAUCCUAGACGCUGACCGCAUCUUGGUCCUGAGCGAGGGCGGUAUUGCAGAGUUCGACACACCACAGAAUCUCUUUGCAAAAGAGGACAGCCAGUUUGCUGCCUUGGUCCAAAGUGCACACCACUGAAGCCCUCGGAUUAUGUUUUCUUUUGUUAUCAAUGACACUCUGGUGCAGUUGCUUCCUAGCUACUCGCGGUAAGGUAUCCUUUCAUGAUUUUCUCCAGCCAAACUUGCUUGAUGACACCAAAGGUCACAUCCACAGCUUGCGUCUAUGGAGCAAAGUCUAGCAAGGAUGCCAGGUUUCCAGACAAAAGGUCGAUUUCAAGGUUUUUCAGGUGGAAUGUUGGGCCAAGUUCAGUUAACAAGAUAUGCUGUAAGUCAUCUUUAGUAGUCGUCUUGUGUUUCAGGCUGUGGGCAGGAAUGGGAACCAGGCAUCCCUGGUGUGUAAUCAUUCACCUUACAGCCCCCCCCCCAGUGUCGUUAAUAUUCAUAUUGGCCUUUGAAUUCAAUCAUCAUAUACCCAAGCACUGACAAGAAAAAAAAUUCCACAAGGUGAUGUAUUCCAUCAGGACUUUCAGGCAUCGUUUCAGUGCCGAUGUUCACCUUUCCUGUGGUUUUCAACACAUCACUUGUUUGAGUCUGAAAUGAAAUGCGUUCUUGCCCUGCCCUCCUUUGCAGACAACGAUUUUUGCCAUCCAAGCUUCCCCCCCCGACUAACCUAUGGAAAAGCAUACUUUUAAUGUGGAGAGCAAAGACUGAAAUAAAGUAGAUACCUUUAGAUGUGCACCAUUACUCUUGCCUUAGCUUAGCUGCAUGGUUCAGUAAAAUACAAGGGUGUACGCUGCGUCUUUCUUAUAAUCUACCCUUAGGGUGUCUUGCCUUGGGAACAUCAGAAAAUUGGAUGAAGACUUCUUUCAUAAGACCAACUUCAUGAUAAAGUACAAUAUGCAUUCUGUUGUCGGUGUUUAUAGUGAAAUACAUGUAUGUAGAUUUUGUAGCCUUACCCAAGGUUGUCUAGGGUUGUGGUUCGGCUGGGAGACAGUGUGGUCAUGUAUAUAGACCACUGCAUACACACCGCCGUUCUGUCUCACACUUACCCCAGCAACGGUCAUGUCAUUGCUGUGUGAUACAACGUAUAGUAUGUAUGACUUAUGUGUUCACAUCAUGGACUAAAUCAGUGUCUCGGAUUGUACUGGCAUGUAAAGUGUCCACAAAUGUAUUGUACAAAACGGAAAUAUUUACAAGAUUAGUAGAAAAGCUUUAUUGGUGCUGGCUGUAUUUAUUAAAGUUAAACUACCUCCAAACUGAAACCAGCAGUAGCAGAAAUAACAGGUGAAGAACAAUCAUGUUUACAGUGGUCUUUAUGUCCCUUGGUCAGGUAUUUAAUGCAAUUACAUUUACUGGAAGAAUUGGACUUCUUCAAAGCAUGUUUAUAUCUUCAAGCACCCCAAAGGUGGUUUCUAUUCUGUUGAUGUCAGGGUUGUAGUCGAGACCAUCACAAGACCAGUCACAAGUAACAGCGUGAACAAUGACAAAGGAAUGCUUUUGUUGCAGCUCAUUUGAAUAGCUUGUGCCUUGACUUCAGACUUGAGGUCUUAUGUUGGUCUUGUACUGGUCUUGUGAAGGUCUUAAGUGGUUUUGACUACAACACUGGUUGAUGUAUUUAGCACAAGAAGAAUCUUUUUGGUGCUAGAUGUAUAGUAUAUAUUGAAGUCAUGUGACGUCCAAACCCAAGCUAGUAUUGUAGAAUCUGUAUAAUAGGAUACAGUCUUAUAUACCUGUAAAUUAUUUUGCACUGGGCAUUUUGUUUAUAAUUUUCAUAUAUAUUUACCAACUACCGUGCUGGGUAUCUUCAGGUCAUUAGCUUCAACUUACAUUCAGCAGAGAGAGAGUAUUGGAUUUCAAGGUUGGGAACAUCGAGGAAUAAUUGAAGUUGAAUCGAUCCGGUCCUAGCAGAAACAAGAGAAAGUGGGUUUUUUUGUAAAACAAUGAUUAGCCUUUGGUGGGGCACUCCCCGCAUGUGCACACACAGAGGUUUGUCCAUGCUGCGUGCUUGGUACUGCUCGUGUGGCCAAUAUUUGUGUGAGGACAUGGUUUUCACAUGUAGACUGGGUGACCGCAUGAGUGCGGUCAAAACACCUCAGUCUAGCCUCUCUUCUCUUUGCCAAUGAGGGUGCACUUCAGCUCAGGGCGGAUACAGCCCACCAGCAGCUGUUCGCCCCAAUCCAUUUGGCGUUUCACACUGAAAUGUUUUCCAGGUGUGCAUGAUCACCUCACUUUUUAACGCUCGGUUAUGGGGGUGCACAAAAUAGAAAGGGUUCCAAUGAAAGUGACAAAAUGUCCUCUGUUCUGGAAAUGAAAGCGAUGCCCUGAACAGCCUUUGUUUUCUUGUCUAGACACAUGUGGUCUAACAAUGGCCAUUUUGCAACUUCUUGCGAUAUGAAGCGUCAUUUUUUAGUGCAUAAGGUGCAUGUAUGAAUACAUGCUUAUACAUUAUAUUACACAUUUCGAGAAUUAAGAAUCAGGGACUUAAAUUUCAAUAAAAAGAUUUUGCUUGCUACGGGUACUUGUUUGUGAUUUAAUACUAAUCACUGAAAACUUUUUCUUGGGAAGUAACAUUUUUCAGAAACACUGCCAUGUAGUCUACGUAUUAUUUCUUGCCAUGGUAAAAGGAAAAUGCUGUUCAGAGCUUGUCAGUGUAUAUAUAUAUAUUGUAGUUCCAUUCUUUGAUGUAAUGUAUCUCGUGAGGUGUGUGUUGUCUAGCGCAAAUGGUGUUUAAAAAGGGUUCGUCCUGUAUGUUGACAAAAGGUUCCGUUUUCUUCAAAUACACAAUGCCACACUUUCUUCAGUUACACCCAUCUUCACAAUGUCCAGUAUUACCGUGAAAAUUCUGAUUCUUGUGGGUACAUUUCUCCAUCCAGAAGACCACCAUUUGAACGAAAACCAUUGCAAUCCACGAACGUUUUUGGGAGUAAACCUUGUGUUACCUACGUAUGGGACAUAGCAGGUAAAAAAUCGUGGACUUGCCCUGAACUUUUUACCCAUUGAAUUUAUUUUGUUCCGUGCGUCAAGAGGGAAUGAAGGAGUUUUGCCAAACGUUUUGCUGUACAGGAAGGGAGUGCUCCCUUAAACAGAGCACAUGUGACUAAUUUUGAACAUGUCUUUAUAUUGAAGGAGCACACUCAUUCAUGGGUUGUCUGAUGGAAAUGGCACCACCGUCUUUAAAAGCAGAGUUGUAACAAAGUUAUCUCAUGUCAUCACAGAUCAAUGCAAAUCAUCACAAGUUAUUACAGAUCAUCACAAGCCAACACAAGUCAAUCACAAGUCAUCUCAGUUCAUCACAGUCAUAAGUCAUCACAUAUCAGCACAAGUCAAUCACAAGUCAUCUCAGUUCAUCACAGUCAUAAGUCAUCACAUUUCAGCACAAGUCAAUCACAAGUCAUCUCAGUUCAUCACAAAUAAUCACAAGGCAAUCACAAGUCACAACAAAUCAGAAGUAUAUCACAAAGCAUCCUGUCAGUUGCAAGCCAUCACAACUCUAGUACCAGUUUUCAGAAUUCAAACGUCUUCUUAAAUCAAUGCAAGUCAAUUAAAGCCCCCAGAGAUCAUCAAAAGUAUCACAUCACAUCACACUGUAGGCUUGAUUUGAUUGGAGUUGAUCUUAGUGAUUUGACUCAUGGCUUGAUCUUUGAUGGAGUUGAUGACAACUCUGUGUUGCCACAUCUUCAACAAUGGAGUACCUUUUGCAGUUUUACUCAGGAUGAUGUAGUCAUGUACUUUCUUGUGUGUUCAAAGCAGUUUUUUUUAAAUAUCUGAUCCCUGUAAUGUUUAUCUUCAACCACUGCUGGAAAUGUUGAGUUGUAUGGAAAUCAUACAUUAUUUUUGGUGCUUUGUUGGAGAAUCAGGGACUACAUUUCACAUACCGAGUACACAGAAAUUGAAAAUGGCAAAGUUGGACUCAUUUGAAGAAUUUUGCUGGGAUUGUGUUAUACAUGUAAUAGUUUGUAUUUGCCUUCAGGUAAAUUGCGAUCUUGCCGUAAUUGUAGCAGUGCUCACAAAUUAUUGGCUUGGAGUAGGCCGGGUUUUAUUUGCAGUGACGACGCAUGGGCACUUGAGUGAUCAAAAUUAGAUUUGAAUUGAUUUGGAGUGAAAUGAAGACAAAGAGAGUCCAACAUUGUCAGUAUUUGUCCCUGAAGAAUCAGAGGACAUGAUUUGCUAGUACUGCUUUCAUGUUAUUUAUAAUAUAUUAUAUAAGCUGCAUAGAGUACGAGAGAGUAUCUUAACGUAGCUCCGUCACCCAAGAUGGUGGAUGUAGAAAUAACAAUGUGCAAACCAUCUACUGUUCAUUGUCAAAACUACAUGUACUUCCAAGUGCCUUCAACAAAUGUGUGUUACAUUUUAUUCAGAGAUUUGAGAAUGUGCCAGUAAUUUAUAGCCCUUUUAACUAAUGUGGGUUUGUAUCAAUUCAUACUAAUUUAUCGUGCAUAUCUUCCAAUGAGGCAAUAUUUGUAUAUUGACCAGUAGUGGGCCAAUAUUGCUGAUCAAGGAGCCAGUUGUGGGAGGGAUUGAUUGCAUGGGUACCCUGCUCGAGUGCCACUUCUGUAAUCCCAAUCAAUGGUCACGCCAGCUGUUCGCACAGUCAUCAGACACGCCAGAGGGAUGGCGAUUAUUAUUGACCACUUGGAGAAGCACCAUAAGCAGUGAAUGUCACAGAACAUUGGUGGGAUUACGCGGUCUCAUAACUGAGAAAUUGGGUAACAUGGUUCUUGGGUCGGUAAUAGUUUUGAUGUACAUGUAGGCAUUCAGUUUGUGUACAAUAGCAAAUCAACCCCCCAGCUUAUUUCACAUUUAAUUAUAUUUGGUAUUUUUGGUUGCUACAUAGUGCAAAGAUGAGUUGUCAGAAAUGUUUACAUGUGUUUACAUUGUCUUUCCUCGGUAACUUGGAUAGUGUGUGGUAACAACACAAUCACCUGCUAUGUAUGAAUCAAGUCAGUUCAUCAUGCAAGGUUCUAUACUUGUAAAUAACAGAUCAGUUGCUAUUAUGAUCUGUCACAAGAAAUUUCUCUUGCAGCCUGAACUGUGCACUCAACACAAGAAAAGGCUUAAGGGCAACUGGGAAAUGUUUAAAACUGGACAAUUUUUAGGAUUAAGAAUGAUACGUGUAAGAUGCUGUAAGGCAAACCCUCUCUCAAUGAGUAAUUUAUAAUUUAUGAAUAAGUGGGACUUUAUUAGCACUAUUAAACCCCUGCGGCACGUACCGGUAAACAAUUAAAGAAAUAUUAAAAUUUGAAGACC
Acanthaster planci (crown-of-thorns starfish) is the source of this 10121-nucleotide messenger RNA. RefSeq names its product ATP-binding cassette sub-family C member 8-like. The record is from RefSeq and is a predicted model, not a curated record. Gene Ontology annotation, cellular component: membrane. Gene Ontology annotation, biological process: transmembrane transport. Lineage: Eukaryota; Metazoa; Echinodermata; Asteroidea; Valvatida; Acanthasteridae. Gene Ontology annotation, molecular function: ATP binding; ATP hydrolysis activity; ABC-type transporter activity.